This is a messenger RNA of Elaeis guineensis (African oil palm), 1321 nucleotides long. RefSeq lists its product as uncharacterized. The record is from RefSeq and is a predicted model, not a curated record. Lineage: Eukaryota; Viridiplantae; Streptophyta; Magnoliopsida; Arecales; Arecaceae.
CCGCUCCGAGUCGACACUCGCCGGAACGGGAAAAAGAAAGGGAAAACCCAGCACAACACCCCAGUCACCGUCUCAGCUUCCUUCUUCGGCCGCUCUAAGCCUUCCACCCGGUUGGGACUCGUGAGGACGGAAAAAAAUCGAGGAAAAAGGGGGGAAAACAUAGGAAAAAUCAACGAAAACAAAGGAAAGACGGAAAAAAAUUUGAGGGGUUUGGGGAUUUUUGAUCGAAAGGAUUCAACUUUGGCUACAAAGUUUUCAAUUUAUGGGACUCUGUUCUCAUGAUAGCGAUGUGAGGGGCUACCUGACGGGGAUCGCCGGCGGGCCUCAUUUCGGUGGAGGCAUGGUAGAGGUGAUUGGGGGGCCACUGUACAAUUUUUUUGUAAAAACUGUAUAGGGAGAGUUCAGAACCCCCAACGGCAUCCUCUGCGAUGCCUCCAUCGUUGCCAUUGACGACCGUUCCGUCUUCACCAUGCUCACCAUGGUCAAGGGCAUCGGCGCCUCGCUCGUCCAAAUGGUCAUGAUCUUCUUUCUCCACCGCCGACCACCCGAUGUGCUCCCCGUCGGUGACUGCCGCAUAGGUCGACGUAUGGAUAGAUAUUCCCUGGCCCUUGGAGAUGCAUUCCAGACACCAACUUAGAAUCUUUUGUUCUUCAGCGUGAUCGUGGUCAAGCCCUGGUUCACCUCUCGCAGAACAACGUCCCCCGCUGGUGGUCAUAGGGUGGAAGGAAGAAAACUAGGGGAGGAUAUGUUCGCAACUCUAGCCCGGUGGAUGGCGAAGAAGCCGAAACCGAAGAUGAAGCCGAUCGAGCCACGGAUGCCGCCUGAACAGAUUCAGACCGUUAGCCGCACCAUCUUCGACAUCGUCAAGGAGCACGGCCCUCUCACCAUAGCCGAAACCUGGGAACACCUCAAGGGAGUUGGUUUGAGAGGGUUGAAUAGCAAAAGGCACAUGAAGAUACUAUUGAGAUGGAUGAGGGAGAGGCAGAAGCUGCGGUUAAUCUGUAAUCAUGACGGACCUCACAAGCAAUUCCUUUAUACCACCUGGUUUACCAAUCCCAAAACCAUGCCACCGAGACCAAGAAAGGGAACUUCGGAGCCAUGACUGAAUAAAAUAUGAUGAAAGUUCCUUUGCAGGCUCUCCAAAUCAGUUUUAUGAUAAUUGCAAUCAAUCACCUUUACGGCAUGUACAAUUUGUUUUGCAGUAUCAGGAUAUAUCAUUGCUGCUGUAUUAUCCAUCAAAUGGCCAAGUUAAAUUAUUGAUAGAGAGGAUUGAUAAGAUGAUUGUCGAGGUGUUUCUACGUGGCUCAUCAUUGUUCUGUUC